Chrysochloris asiatica (Cape golden mole) is the source of this 951-nucleotide messenger RNA. It is a transcript of the gene ANKRD29, whose product is annotated as ankyrin repeat domain 29. The transcript has 10 exons. The record is from RefSeq and is a predicted model, not a curated record. Gene Ontology annotation, molecular function: RNA binding; RNA nuclease activity; protein binding. Gene Ontology annotation, biological process: RNA processing. The coding region runs from base 1 to 951 and encodes 316 amino acids. Lineage: Eukaryota; Metazoa; Chordata; Mammalia; Afrosoricida; Chrysochloridae.
AUGAAGUGCAAGGGAAUGAGGCAUUUCCCCUGGAAUCAGGUAGAAAGUGCUGACGGACAAGAAAAGAAGGAAACUCCCCUUGCAAACGCUGCCUUCUGGGCAGCCAGGAAAGGAAACCUGGCGCUCCUGAAGCUGUUGUUGAACAGUGGCCGGGUGGAUGUGGACUGCAGAGACAGUUAUGGCACCACGCUCCUCAUGGUCGCCUCCUACGCGGGUCACCUGGACUGUGUGAAGGAACUGGUUCUACAGGGAGCAGACAUCAAUCUCCAGAGAGAGUCAGGUACCACUGCCCUGUUCUUUGCUGCCCAACAAGGCCAUAAUGAUGUCGUGCGAUUUCUCUUUGGAUUUGGAGCGUCCACUGAAUUCAGGACCAAAGAUGGGGGCACCGCCCUGCUGGCCGCCAGUCAGUAUGGGCACAUGCAGGUGGUGGAGACGCUGCUGAAACAUGGAGCCAACAUCCAUGACCAACUUUAUGAUGGAGCCACUGCCCUCUUCCUGGCUGCCCAAGGUGGUUACUUGGAUGUCAUUCGAUUACUCUUGUCUUCAGGAGCAAAAGUCAACCAGCCAAGGCAGGAUGGAACAGCGCCACUGUGGAUUGCAUCGCAGAUGGGCCACAGUGAGGUGGUGAGGGUGAUGCUGUUGCGUGGAGCUGAGCGGGAUGCAGCCCGGAAUGAUGGCACAACAGCAUUACUGAAAGCAGCCAAUAAAGGUUAUAAUGAUGUCAUAGAGGAGUUGCUUAAAUUCUCACCCACCCUGGGUAUUCUGAAGAAUGGGACGUCAGCGCUCCACGCUGCGGUGCUCAGUGGUAAUAUUAAAACAGUAGCUCUGCUCCUGGAAGCUGGGGCAGACCCAGCCUUGAAAAACAAGGCCAAUGAAAUUCCAGCCCAGCUAACCAAAAAUGAACCUAUAUUGCGUCUUCUCCGAAGUAAAGCAGCUCACAGGAAGACCUAA